AUCGUAGUGGGUCGGAAUCAGAGGAUAGAAAGGCCCACGUGUCAAUCUCAUAGUGAGUGUCCAGAAAAUACUAACGCUUUGACACGGGAUAGACAUUAGACUCGUAAAAAAGAGUCGUACUCAAAACGGUAUCUCUAAUCUUCAACUACGACUUUAUUUUGUAUUUUUCAUUUAGGGUUCACAAUAUCUUCGUAACGGAACAAGCCGUUCAAAGCCUCCAAGAAGCUUUCAUUAAGCUUUACCCUCAUCUCCUCUCUCUCUCUCUCUCUCUCUCUCUCUCUCACUCUCUCUCUCUCUCUCUAACACACACACAGAGAGCUAAGUUUUGCUCUUCUCUCGAUUCAGUGGUAUUUGUAUAUAUGUUUUGUGGUGCUGGUCUAUUAUGUCCAACGAUCUGGUAUCUCAGCAAUUAUCAAUACCUGGUAACCAGAUUGAUCAGCUGGAAUCCAUUUCCAGCAAAUUGGAUGCACCAAUGUCCAUGGGAUUGAUGGGAUUUAGAGCCAAUGAAUCUUUACAGCAGCAGAUACCUUUGCAUAUGCCGAUUGGACAGAUGGGAUCUGUGUCAAAUGAUCCUGGGUCACAAUUAUCCUCAAUGUCAAACCAGCAAGGUGGACACAUUGAAUCCCAAGCAUAUACUCAGCUAUCACAACAGUAUUUAAUGUCUAAUAAGCAAGUAGGAGAAAUAUUUCCUACCAUGUCGGAUAGCCUGAGACCACAUCAAUUGCCAGCUUUGAACAAGCGUAAGGCACUGAUGGAACCCAUUUCCCCUAAUUUUGUUCCACAGAAGUUAUCAUUACCGAACAAACGAGUGGCACAAAUGGAACACAGGCCUUGGUUGCAACCAAUAUCUGCACCUAGUGAAAGAACUGUUCAGAUGCAGUCUGUUUCCAACUCGCUAGGAUCACAGCCUUCUCCAGCAUUGAGUAAGAGAUCAAUUCCAAAUAAAUCUGGGUCAUCAGCUUCAAGGAAUCAACCUGCACAGAUGCGGCCGUCACCAAAGGUUCAGACUGAGACAUUUGAAUCUGUGAGGUCCAAGAUGCGGGAAUCUUUAGCUGGUGCCCUGGCCUUGGUUUCUCAGCAGCAAGGUGAAAAGGCAAUGGUGGGGAAGAACACAAAUGGUGAGGCUUCUAGUUCACCAGGGAAGACAGAGGAAGGUUCUCACCCUGUUGAUUCUAAUUCUGGUAAUUCUGAUGCUGUCCACUCUGUAUCGGCAGAACCUCAGGGAAUAUUGCUUUCCAAUCGGGAUGCUGCUGCUGAUGGAAAUAAUAGUGAUGCUACACAAACUUUGCAAUCUUAUGGGCAGCAAUUUCAAUCUAGCGAUCUUUUACCUGAUGAGGAUGUUCCAUUUAGUGACAACAUAUUUGCAAGAGAUGAACUUUUGCAGGGAAAUGGCCUUUCUUGGAUAUUAGAAACUGAAAUAGAUGUGGCAAAGAAAAAGGAAAUUGAAAUGGUUGAAAAACAAAACCCAGAUAAUAAAAAGGUGGGAAAAGAUAAUUUAGAACAAUCAUUACUGUCUCCACAAGAGUUGGCAUAUCAAAUUGAAGCAGAACUCUUUAAAUUAUUUGGAGGUGUGAAUAAAAAGUAUAAGGAGAAAGGCAGGUCUCUAUUGUUUAACUUAAAGGAUCGUAAUAACCCUGAACUCAGAGAAAGAGUUGUGUCUGGCGAAAUUCCUGCAGAACGAUUAUGUUCUAUGAGUGCUGAGGAACUAGCUUCUAAAGAGCUUUCACAGUGGCGACAAGCAAAAGCAGAAGAGCUUGCUCAAAUGGUAGUUUUGCCUGAUAUAGAAGUUGACAUUAGACGUCUAGUGAGGAAAACACAUAAGGGUGAGUUUCAAGUGGAGGUUGAACAAACUGACAGUGCUUCAGUUGAAGUUUCUGCUGGAACUUCAAUUAGUCGGCGACCAAAAACUGAGCCAAAACACGCUCCCAAAACUGGUAAAACUGUUGGAAAGAAAGAAUCAGAUACUGCAGGUGAAAAGAGUAAUAUAGAGGACCCAAAUCUUACCAUUACUAUUCCUUCAAGUGAGGGACCUGAUCCAAUGCAAGGGUUGAUGGGAGAAGACGAAUUGAAGGAUGCAGAUUUUCUUCCUCCAAUUGUUUCCCUUGAUGAGUUCAUGCAAUCUCUUGAUUCAGAGCCACCGUUUGAGAAUUUACCUGGUGAUGCUGGAAAUGCUACAUCCAUUUCUGAUAAGGAUGACUCAAAGUCUCCUGGUCGAGCUUCACAAGAUCCUGUGGGUUCGAUGUCUGAUAAACCUGUAACUCUUGAUGCAAGUAAUCCAAAAUCUGAUUUAGAUGUUAAGCCAAACGACAUUCCUACAAAAACAGAAACUGCAGUUUCUAUAGCCACUUCGAAGGGUGAACAUUUAUGGGAAGGGACGCUCCAGCUAAACAUCACAGCCAUAACCUCUGUCAUUUGUACUUUUAAAAGUGGUGAAAAAACUUCUACAAAGGAGUGGCCUGGCUUCCUUGAAAUCAAGGGCAGAGUCAGACUUGAUGCGUUUGAAAAGUUCCUCCAAGAGCUUCCCAUGUCCCGGAGUCGUGCUGUUAUGGUGGUUCAUUUUGUUUGCAAGGAGGGAUCAACCGAGAGUGAGCGUGGGAGCCUUGUUGAGGCGGCUGAUUCAUAUAUUUUGGAUGGGAGAGUGGGUUUUGCUGAGCCUGCCUCUAGAGUUGAACUUUACUUUUGCCCACCUCAUGCGAAAACACUUGAAAUGCUCAGCAAGAUCCUCCCAAAGGACCAACCUGAGGCUCUUAAUGCUAUUGAUAAUGGUCUAAUUGGUGUUGUUGUAUGGAGAAGACCUCAAUUAAUUUCACCCAACUCUACUUCACACCAUAAAUACACCUCAAAAAAGCAACACUUCACUUCUAGGAGACAGCAAGAAAAGGAUACUGCUAGUAACAUGAAUUCUAAUUUCCCAUCAAAGCCUACUUUUUCCCACGGUGGACCUCCUCUACAUUCCCAACCCCCUCCCGAUGACGAUGACGAUGACGAUGAUGUUCCCCCGGGAUUCGGCCCUGCCACAACCCGGGAUGAUGAUGACCUACCUGAGUUUAACUUUUCUGGUCGCUCAAUCCCAUCGGGGCCAGAAUACCCCACUGGGUACCAAUCCCAGCGAGUAGGGAUCGCCUCUUCUCAUAUACAGUCUCAAACAUCAUCUCGCCCUGUUGAUCAAAUAAGGGAUCUCAUACAAAAGUAUGGACAACCAAACGCUAAUGCGCCCCUAGGGGUUUCAAUGCAACAGUGGAAUGAUGAUGAUGAUGAUAUACCCGAAUGGCAGCCUCAAACAACAUCCCAACAGCAGCAGCUGCAGCCCCCACCACCUCAAGUUCAUAGAUUUCAAAAGCCAAUAAAUGCACCUCAGCAAUUACCCCGCCAGGCAACACCAACCAUGCAUAUUCAAGGUCAACAGAAUGCUGCUCAGUCAUGGCAGCAGGGAACUUGGUGGGUAAAUGGAGCUCAAAUUUACGACACAGCAGUAGGAACUGGGCAGCCGGCCUGGCGGAGGGAUGCUCCCAACAGUGGAGGCUUUUAGUUUCAUCUUUUUGUAAACGUAGCGUUUAUGUUGCUAUUUUAUUUAGUUUUCCUCUUGCUUGUGUAACCUUGAUGAAUCUUUUCAUUUCGUAGCUUCUUUAUUCAAUUAAUGGUAGUUUUUCAAACUAACUUAAGAAUUUGUCCUUCUUCCA
Messenger RNA from Durio zibethinus, 3680 nucleotides. RefSeq lists its product as uncharacterized. Gene Ontology annotation, cellular component: nucleus. Gene Ontology annotation, biological process: DNA-templated transcription. The record is from RefSeq and is a predicted model, not a curated record. NCBI's taxonomy places the organism in Eukaryota, Viridiplantae, Streptophyta, Magnoliopsida, Malvales, Malvaceae.